Messenger RNA from Psilocybe cubensis, 834 nucleotides. RefSeq lists its product as uncharacterized. The coding region runs from base 1 to 834 and encodes 277 amino acids. The record is from RefSeq and is a predicted model, not a curated record. The transcript has a single exon. NCBI's taxonomy places the organism in Eukaryota, Fungi, Basidiomycota, Agaricomycetes, Agaricales, Agrocybaceae.
AUGUCUAGAACAUUCCUUCUAAGAAUAGCCACUGAAGAGUCUAUAAAGACGAAAGGGCUGGUUGUUGGGAUCCCCCAACAGCCCUCUGGCUACUUUCCAUUUAACUCCCAGUUUAAACUAGUCGCUCGCACCUCGCUUCGCUCGGUGCUCGCUCCCCCCCUAAACCCUAAACCCUAUUUGAUGCGCGGUUAUCCCGAAAACCUAGUCAUGUCUUGGUUUAAGAAGAAUAUACAAGAACGUUGGGAAAAGCGAUUCGCUUUACGAGUCGCAGAGCACGACGAAUCCAUUCUUGUACUUAAAACCAGAUUUGAUCAGGUAUGGAAUUGGUUUUCAGCUGCUGAACUUGGAAAGACUGGUACCGAGUACUGGUCGGCAUGGUAUGAACAUGCCGAGAAAGGUCUGUAUAGUGCAGACUCGUCCAGACCCCUUAUCAAACCAGAUCCAAAUUACGUUCACGACCUCGAUGAUGUUCGCCCGGAGCUGUUCACACAGAUCCUCGUGGACGGAGAAACUGAGUUCGUACCGGAUUUGAGGAAGAUAGGACUACUCGGAAGUCGUUGGAUAGUAUCGCGAAAGCGCAAUACUAAUCUUUUCGACCUUGCAAAUGUGUGGAAGAAAACAGUCUUUCGUAAACUGGAUGAAAACAUCGCUGAAAAAGGUGGUGUUGUUCCCGAAACUCAAAACGUUAAUGAAACUUAUCAUUCUGCUCUAGUUGAAGCUGCUGAACAGAUAAGUAUCGAAAGUGAUAACGAGAUAAUACUUCAUAGACGUUCAAUCUCACAAGAGAGGGAACAUCCAGAAUUCGGCAGAAUAUCCAAAUCUUACAACCGAUGA